AUGCUUAAGUUUCUUAUUUUGUUAUGUUCUAUAGCAGGAUUCAUUGGUGCUGUAGAUUUCUCAUGCUACACACAACCGAUAACUUCUGUAAUGCUUGGCGGAAAUCUACCACUUGGCGCUAAUAACCUGACUGAUGUCCCAAAUGGAACUAACUGCACAUUUACGUUUGUCAUUCCAACGAAUUAUGUCCUUCUUCUCAAGUUCUCUUGGUUACUUGCAUCAGAAAAUGAUUCUGUAAUCAUUUUUGACAACAACGGGAACUCAAGAUUCAGUCUCCACCAAUUUUCUUACCCAGUUUUUGAUAAGCAGCUCUGGAUGCCAGCAAAGAGCACUAAGGUUCAAGUUGUUGGAAAAUCAGGGGACAGUAAAUUCUUUAUGAGCUAUGUGUACCAAUCAAUUGACAAUUAUACAAAAGUCUCAAAAAGAACUGGAGAACCCAUUUCUUUACGAUCAAUGGCUGACAACACUUUCACAACAGUCACAUCUCUCUCGGCCGGAGAGAAGGUCGUAUUGACACCAGGUACAAGAGCUGGAUCUUCUGAUUCUCCACUCGUUCAGUAUUUCGUUUACGAUGGAGAUAGCAUCACUGGUGCCAAUUUUCUAGGAAGACUUUCAGAAUUGCAAAAAGUAAUGAAAAGUUCAACUGGUCAAUCUGUAUCAAUUGUUCGGUUUUCGGAAGAAAAAUCCGGUUCUUAUGUUCUUGGAAAUGAUGCAUCCGCUCUGAAUGGAUUUGGAGAGUACAAUGUUUUUGUCACAUCCAGAGGAAAUAUGCUGGCAAAUACGUUAAACGAUAGCACGACGAGUGUCAAAGGAACCGCAAACACUUUUAUUUGCGUUGACUGUUCAACAUUCUACCUUUCUAAACUUAGUUUUUACGAUUCUACUUCACUUUACAAGUACAUCACUUUACAAGGGCAGACACCAACUCAUAAACGGGAACAACUAAUUCAAUAUGACUCAAACACCUUGACUGCCAAUCAGUUCCCUCAAAUGCUGCCGACGAACGUCUUCACCAUGAAUAUCUAUAGGGGAAAAGCUGACUACAAUCUCAAUACAAUCAAUGAUGACACUGCAUGGAAGAGACCGUACGUUGGUCGCAAGGGGUACAUUUUCUCUCCAAGUCUUUGGACUUCUGCGGCAAACAAUUUCACCUAUGAGUUCCGUGACAACUCACAGAAUUUCAAUUUCACGUUGAACAUGCAAAAGAUGUCUUUCCCGGCUAGCAGUGACCAGAUGACACUAAAAAUUGGAUCAGGAAGUGGGACACCUGCAGUGAAUAAACAAUAUCCACGAGAUCAGACUUCCAAUUCUCAAGUGAUGGCUAAUGGAAACUACAUGCAAGUUGGGUUGUCCGCUUCUGUUGGAGCUGACGUGAGGCUAUCCUUUGAAAUUCAAAAAGGAAAUUCAGCAAAGGCAGUGGGAGUUUUGGUUACUAUUGUUCUAACUUUAUUUUAUAGUUUUUGA
Molecule: messenger RNA, 1464 nt
Organism: Caenorhabditis remanei
Lineage: Eukaryota; Metazoa; Nematoda; Chromadorea; Rhabditida; Rhabditidae
Exons: 7
Coding region: 1-1464 (487 amino acids)
Biological process (GO): innate immune response
Cellular component (GO): membrane raft
Source: RefSeq, a predicted model, not a curated record